Molecule: messenger RNA, 3816 nt
Organism: Plasmopara halstedii
Lineage: Eukaryota; Oomycota; Peronosporomycetes; Peronosporales; Peronosporaceae
Product: response receiver
Exons: 3
Coding region: 1-3816 (1271 amino acids)
Biological process (GO): negative regulation of MyD88-independent toll-like receptor signaling pathway; response to axon injury; CAAX-box protein processing
Cellular component (GO): membrane
Molecular function (GO): NAD+ nucleosidase activity; metalloendopeptidase activity; signaling adaptor activity
Source: RefSeq, a predicted model, not a curated record
AUGUCUUUAGCAAAUUUGGAACUUGUAGACUCCAUAGGUAAAGUAUUGCGAUACCGAGGGCGAAAUAAACGUCCAACUUGUGUGCUGUGGCUUCCUAGUGGCCAUGAGGCUUUACAAGAGUGUAAACAAGACAUACUUGUGCUGUUGGAACAACUUGUUACUGGUUUUCAUGAAAUAAAUGACAUUUCUCUCGGCACAAGACGAAAUAUACCGAACCACUCACCUUCAAAAGUUCUUUCGAGAUGUGAGGACGCCCCGCCGCAGCGUCGAGCCUCUGAUACGUAUCAGUACAAAAAGAAGGGCAAAACACAACCUCGAUUCGAAGAUGCAUUCUUUGAUCGUGUUUUAACAACAGUCAAGGAUGCUGUGCCAAUAUGUGAAAGCGUCAGCAAUAAAGUACAGCCUGACGUCGAAGAAACACUGGACGGCACAAAGUGGCGGCAUCACCAGCAACAACUUGUUUUAGCGUCUCCCGAAAGCGAUAGAAAAUAUCAAACUCGAGUUCACGGGCACUUGUUAUCUAACAAGUGUAAGCCCUCGAAAUUGACCUCCCUUAUGAACUGGGAUCCCCUUGUUCCAGCCUUUGAGCGUACAAGCACCAACGUGAUUUAUCAACCAGGAGGAGGCAGCAAAAUUUACUCACUAUCGCCAGACGUGAAAGAAUACAUGGGUUGGCGUGUACGUCGUAAUCAAAAGCGAUUACAACGCAUGGCUUCAAUGGCUCGAGUCAUUCAGCGUGCCUUCCGAGCUUUUAGCGCUCGCACUUUGAUCUGGCGGCUCCACCGUGAAAAGUGCGCUAUAAACCUUCAGCGUCUAUGUCGAGCGCAAAUUGCACGCAAGCACUUCAAAGUUCUCAAAUGCGAAAACCAGGCCGUUCGGUUGCUACAGCGCCAUUGGCGGGGGAAAAUCGGGCGAUCAUUAUACAAGCAACGCAUGCUUAAGUUCUUAGCAAGCUUACACCUCCAGCGAAUCGCACGUGGCUGGCGUGCACGCCGCAGUGUGCAGCGCCACCGGCAGCUGAUGCAUCGCGCUAGUCUCGGUGUUCAACAACUAAUAAUACGAUACCAAGCACGGAAAAGACUGUUGAAGCAGCGUAAUGAACGCAACGCUGCUACGAAUAUUCAGCGGGUAUUUCGAGGCCUGCUUGGACGCCGACGCUUUAGUCGUGAGCGUGAUAAGUUUCUAUUUUCCAACGCUCAGAUUCAUGGCCUUACAUUUGGCAAGCAACUCCUUCUUGAGUACAAACUCCAAAGCACGAAGCUGCAGAGUGACGUUGCGUUGCUUGCUCGUGAGAAGAGCGACGUUGAAAACCAAGUUGAAAAGCUAAUCCAGGAGAUUUGUGAGUUUGAUGAAAGCGUCCGACGGUUGGAAACGGAAUUGCUUGCAUUGGGAAAAACUGAGACGGACGACAGUGCCCCUGGUGGUGUGAUCCGUGUACUAGAUGAGACAGCAAAGUGGGCACUACGUGAGCAAAAGAUACGCCUCGAUCGAGAUUUUUCGCAAAUGCUCGCUCAAAUUGAGCAACGUCGCGGGUUGCUUGGGACUUUGGAAAAAACGCUUUCUAGGAUAGAUAGAGAGAGGCUUUGGAAAGAAGAAGAACUGAAGGCUUUGGAAAGGAAACUGGUCAUGUUGUUGGACGAGCAACAGAAGGAAUUGACGCGUAUUCGUAGCAAACAGGAUUCACGCUCUCAGAUUGCGCUUGACUUGCUUGCGUCCAAGUCAGAUACAACAUCACCAGACUAUGGCAGUACUUUAGCAAAUGGAAUGUCAACAUUGAGUUCCACCUCAACCGUUUUAAGCGAGAAACCUUCGCCUGCGCCAAGCGUUACACCACAACAACGACAAGAAGCAGCUGCUCUUAUGGAAUCGACCGAGACGAUGAUGAAGUUUGGCUUCAUGUCCAUGUCCAUGACGUACUUUAGCAGUAUGAACAUGGUGCGUGCCAUGCGAAAAAUUGGGGCGCACCACUUGGCGCUCGAUAGCGUUGCGGCUAUUUCGCAGCAGCAAUGGCCAGAGAACCCAGCGGCCGAUUUACAAUCGAAUGCCCCAGCUUCUGUUGGUGCCGCUCUUAAGCCCAGCAUUCCUCUUGGAGCGAGUCCUGGUCAGCCACCAUUGCAAGUGGCGGCCUGGAGUGUAAACGACGUUGGUCGAUGGCUUGAAACACUGGUUUUGGCACAAUACAAACGCGCCUUUGCAGAUGCCUCGGUUGAUGGAGCUUUACUACUUCAUCUAACUGAUGACGACCUCCGCAAUACCUUAGGCAUGGAGCAUCGUCUACAUCGCAAGAAAGUGCUCACGAUGGUAGAAGAGAUCCGUGUGCGUGAACGGAAAAAGAUGCAGCAGAUCGCCGUGGACAGCCCCGUUGCAACCUUAAAAAGUGACGAGCCUUUCAGCAAGAUCCCUAUUCAAGCGCCAGCAAUGACCAACGCCAUUCCUUCCUUGCCUCUUCCUUCUGUCUCAUCAAUCGAUCCACUCCAAGAAUCAGCGGGUGCUUCUGUCGCAGGAGGUCGGGUUGCUGUGUCUUUUAACGACUUUUGCAGCCUCGUUCGACAUGGUAAAUCUCGAGAAAUUCGAGAAGCUCUACAGGAAUUUGUUGAGCAAAAAUUUGAUCCUUUGACAGUCAAGACGCCGUUCGUACCAGGCUCUGGCACUAUCUACAUCGACCAACUAGAGAAAAGCGAGUUUCAUAUGAACAAAAGCGAUACUAACGGCAACUCACUUCUGCUGUUAGCCACGCAAAACAACCACUUGAAGGUAGUACAGCUAUUGCUAUCGAAAGGUGCUAACCCGGAUCAUCAAAAUAAUCACGGUCACACUGCAGGUCACUACGCUAUGGCUUACAGCUUUUUUGAUGUCGGGGCGUGGCUAUUGGAUCCCGACAAAGGCGAGACAAUGACAACGUGGAAAUGGCUCAUGACAAAGAGAAAUAAUGGCAUCUUGGCAGCGCUCGAGUCGCCAAACGCGGUUCCUGCGUCGGCAAAUAUGCCUGUCGCCAUCUGUCGUGUCGUGUUUGUCAUGGAGUUGGUACUGGUCAGUAGCGCUGCCUUCCUACUAGUAGUAAGCAGCUCCAUCUUUGGGUCAAUUGUUCGCAACUUGUUGGGUGAAAUUGUCAUUUUUCACAUCUGCGAGACUGCGGCAUUAGGAUGGGGUCUUGUGAUUCUCAUAGCCAAGUUCCUGCAGCUGCCGAGAAUGAACAUUGUGCGACACUUCACGCGAUUUAGAUGGAGCAGCCUCAGAACUUGUUUCGCAUCAUUGCAACUUCAUUUUCUGGCCCUAGUUGCUAUAAACUUGUGGGGUCAAGACCAAGGGCUGUUGUACUGGAGAAAUGUUAAUGCGGCGGUGCAUCAAGCUGAUGGCUCCAUCGCUAUAGACGAGAUCGUACAAAUACUGAUUCUUGCACCAAUAAAGGAAGAGCUAUUGUUUCGAGGAAUGAUUAUGCUUGUGGCUAUCAAUCGGCUACAAAAUCUCAAGUCAAGUGCGCUACUUUCUAGUUUCUUGUUUGCAACUGUUCAUCUUAUAAAUGCGAGACAUAUUGGAUCGCAAUACUCAGCGAGCUACGUGGCGUUUCAGAUUUUCUGGGCCUGGCUAGUUGGCCUCUUCUUGGCACUGAACCUUGCAAUAACUGGGUCACUCAUGGAGUGUAUAAUCCUACAUAUCAUAAACAACAUCUUUGCACUUGGAGUCUCCAAGAUCAGCGCGAUAGACAUCACCCAGCCAUCACUUUGCUGUCUAGUUCUCGCAGCGCUAAUAGUUUACUCAGUCGCCAUUGCAAGGCAGCUUCAUCUACUAAAUGAUGUUAAACUCGCAACAAAGUAG